Messenger RNA from Prorocentrum cordatum, 2682 nucleotides. The record is from the annotation of a GenBank genome assembly. NCBI's taxonomy places the organism in Eukaryota, Dinophyceae, Prorocentrales, Prorocentraceae.
GACCACGCCGGCGCCUACCCAGUGGGCGUCUCCUGGGACUUCGAGGUGGCCGAGAACGAGGGUCACGUCACCUGGGAGUGGGAGGUCCGGGAGCUGGACGGCACCCGGGGCGGCGCGGCCCCGGUGCAGCUCGCCUACCCCGUGCACGUGCCCCUGCUGCCCCGCGGCCUGCUCGACUCGGUGGAGGCCGGCGCGCGCGCCACGCCGUUCCACGACAUCCGCGGGCCUGCCAGGCCCAUUGCGGGCAAGAGCUGGGUCCUGACGUACCCCCUCUUCCCGGACGUGGGGCUGGCGGGGCCCCGGCCGAUCGCCGGCGGGCUGCGGGAGGAGCUGCGGGCGGCGCUGCGCGGCCCGGGCGGCGCCAUGUGGAACGGGAGCAUGCCGGACAAGGACUUCGACCUGCCCCUGAACUACCGGCUCGGGGUGGGCGACACCUACUUCGCGGGGAAGAUGCUGGCCAGGCUGGCGAGGCUCAUCGUGGUCGCCGACGAGCUCGGCGAGUCGCAGGAGGCGUACUUCUCGGAUAUGGUGGGCCGGCUCACAGCCCGUAUGGAGGCCUGGUUCCACGAGGACGCGCAGGCACCGUUCAUCUACGACACCACUUGGGGCGGCCUGCUCUCCUGCGGCUGCUCGUACGACGACUGCGGCGGCAAGUGCGACCCGUACUGCUCCAACGACAAGAAGCCCGCGACGAAUUGCCCUGCCCUCACGUCGGCCGGCAUGAAUUUCGGCAACGCCUACUACAACGACCACCACUUCCACUACGGCUACUAUGUGUACGGCGCGGCGGUGGCCGCCAAGUACGCGCCCGCGUGGGAGAAGAAGUGGAGGGAGCAGAUCCUGGCGGUCGUGCGCGACUACGCCAACCCGUCCUCGGAAGACGCGAGCUUCCCCCUCGCCCGGCACAAGGACUGGUUCCUGGGGACCUCGUGGGCGGGUGGCAUCCCGCAAGCCUACGAGAAUGGUCGGAACCAGGAGAGCACCAGCGAGUCCAUCCACAGUUACUACGCCGUCUAUGCGUACGGUGCCUCUGUGGAUGCUCCGUUCGCCUCGGACCUCAAGGACUUCGGGCGGCUGCUCACGGCAAUGGAGUCCCACGGUGCGGACACGUAUUGGCACGUGCGCAAGUCCACCGGCAUCUACGGGGAAGACUUCCCCGACCAGGUCAUCGGGAUCUUGUGGGACCACGUCGUGGAGCACCAGACCUGGUUCGGGGGAGCCCCGUACAUCGUCAGCGGCAUCCAGCUGCUCCCGUUCGUGCCCGCGAUGGAGAACUACCUCGACAAGGAGUGGGUAGAGCAGGACUCCGCCGUCUACAAGCGGGAGUGCGAGCAGGACCCCGAGUGCGCCAAGGGCUGGUCGUGGCCCAUGUGCCUCGAGCAGGCAGUGCUCGACCCCGCGGCCGCCCGCGAGUGUGUGCACUCGCUGCCGGCUGACGCCUUUGACACUGGCAACGCGGCCGCCAACGGGAACUCCCUGACGAACUCGCUGCACUGGAUCGCCACCCGCCCGGAGGCCGCUGCCGCCUUCGGCGGCGGCUCGGUGCAGGACGCCGCCGGCCAGGGCCCGCUGGUCGCCGCGGAGGACCCCGCGCCUGUGGCCGCGGCCACGCGGCUGCCCUCCACCGAGGAGGAGACCACCACCGCCGCCGCCGCCGCCCCGACGACCCCGACGCAGGCUGCCACCACCAGCGCCGCCAGGACGCGCACCACCACCAGCACCGCCAGGCACCGCAGCGCCCCCGCCGCGGCCGCCGGCGGCCCCGCCCCCGCCGCGGCCGCCGAGCCCGCAGAUGGGCCGGACCGCCGGGGGGCGGCCGGCGAAGAGCCCGCGGGGCUGCAGUCUGGGGACGAGGUGUACCUCCGCGCGCACACGGGGGCCUACGUCGACGUGCAGGGCACGAAGGUCCGCGCGCGGUGGAACAUGAGGGCGGGCUGGCAGCGCCUCACCAUCGAGAAGGAGGGGGGCGGCCCCAUCCAGAGCGACGACACGGUGCUCCUGAAGGCCAACACCCAGGCCUACCUGGACGUGGCGGGGAGCGUCGUGAGCGCCCGGUGGGCCAACCCGCGGGACUCGCAGGAGUUCGUGAUCCAGGGCGGCGGCAAAGAGGGGGCGAUCCGCACUGGAGACACGGUGUACCUCGUGGCGCACACGGGCAACUGCCUCGAGGUGCAGGACAUGGACGUGUUCGCCAAGUCGCCGGCGCAGGAGGCGACGCAGGCCUUCGUCGUGGAGCUGCGCGCGCACGCCGCCCCGUCGACGAUCCUGCAGGACGACGACGACAAGAUCUGGAUCCUGCAGGACGACGGCGACGAGCCGAGCGGGCCGAGCUCCACCCGGGACCCUUUCCUGCGGUGGGCGCAGAUGGGGGUGCUGAGCACGCAGGACAAGAGCCUCCGCGCCGGGGCCGCGAGGAAGUUCGAGGCUUGGCUGCGCGUGAGCGGGACCCUUCGCCGGAGUGACCUUUGGUGUGGGGCCCCCUCGGCACUGGCCGGCGCGCCUGGGCUUGGCCCCUCCCCGCGGCGCCGUGGCAGGACGCACCAAAGGUCUCGGAGAUGGAUAGACCUCCUACCUGACACGUCGAUGAAGGAAUUGGCCGUUCUCGGUUCGCGAGAGGGCGUCGCGGCCGUCGUUUCUGCGGAUCCAGCUCCAUCGGUUUCGGCCCCAGGCCGCUUUCACUGA